UGACUCUAUCUGUAACAUCCAAGAACGGUCAAUCAUCAGCUCAACCUGGCGAAAAGGUUACCGUGAAAGCAAAGACUGCUCCAUUUUCCAUGGUCGUCUUUUUGGCCAGGGAGGACAGACUGUCGUUGCUUAAGCCAGACAACGAUAUACCUCCUUCCACUACCGGAAAACCAAAAAGAGAAUGGAACACAAAGCCGGUCGGCUAUCGUCGGGUUUCCAUGGCCGAUAAUUUUAAUAAACCAGUUGAUUCCAGCAACAUGCAAUAUUUUAUUCUGACCAACACCAAAGGUUCCGCGACCGAUCCAGAUAUCGAAAAGUUAUUAUGGCCGUACCCUGGAUACAGCAGCUGUAUUUGUCCCAGAGCAGAAAUUCGUUACGGGUUUCGCAUCAACAAUGAUCCUAAAGAGUCGUAUUGCUCAUACUACGGUUAAGACGAGCGAGAUAAAAGUUCGGAUGCCGAUGGAACGGAAGCGACAUCGUUCUCCGACGAUUCCACAACGCUGCUCCCUACGUCGACGCGAAAGCCGAUUCCACAGAGUUUCCUUUUUGAAACUGCUGUGGCAGACGCAAACGGGGAUGUCGUUGUGGAGCGCAGAGUGCCCGAUACACUGACAACAUGGCAUAUCUGGGCGUUUAGCUUGAACAAGACUGGCGGAUUAAAUGCGUCGACACCUGCCAAGCUUAAGGUUUUCCAACCAUUACUUGCCUCUCUGGAUCUACCGUACAGCGUUAUCCACAACGAAAAUUUCACCGCCGAAGUCGUCAUUUCUAACUUUAUGCCGCAGAAGCAAGAUGUGGCAGUCAAUUUAUCCAUUCGCAGUCCGGAUAACACAAUGAUGACCUUUACAAAGAGCAUCAUUUCCAAGCCGAAUGAUAGGAUAACGGCGGCAUUUAAGAUCAUCCCGGAGCAAAUUGGUGACUGGGAACUCGCGGUCACAGUUAAAUCUGCACUCGCCUCAUAUCACCUGAACAAAACUUUGCUCGUCAAACCAGGAGGCGUCACGCAGUUCUACAGCCAGCCAAUCCUGAUCGAUCUCAACAAAUCCAAUACAUUUAAUACGGUCAUCCAGUUACCGAUGGAUCCAGCUGAUAGGGUCACAGGGUCCGAGAAAGUAAUAGUUGACGUUGUCGGUGACAUUCUCGGCGUCUCCCUCCAUAAUCUGGAUAAACUGAUUAGGUUGCCGACUGGAGGCGGCGAGCCGAACAUGGCGAUAGUAGCGUCCAGCGUUGCAGUGCUCAAAUAUCUGAGAAAUACGAAUAAAACAUCACAUCAAAAGGAGAAGAACUUGGCAAGCAACAUUCAGUUGGGUUAUCAACAAGCGCUGACGUAUCUCCGCAAUGAUAAUUCGAAUUUGUUCAGCAUGCGGGGACCAACUGACACAAAUUCGUCUACAUGGUUGACUGCUUAUUUCACCAGAGUUUUUGCCGAGACCUCGCAACGGCUUCCCAAAAGCAGCACUAAAGUUAUCGAGAAAGCGAUUCAGUUCCUCAUUGACCAGCAAAACGACGAUGGUUCGUUUCGCGAAAGCGGAAAAAUUAUCGACAGUUACGUCGAAAGCGGUGAUUCCAAACAAGUGUUCUUGACAGCAUUUACGGUUCUAUCGUUUACGGAAUAUAUCAAGACAGGGAAGGCUGGCAUCGAGAAGUUGAACGCUUCGCUCCAGAAAGCAGUGGCAUAUUUGGAAUCGCAAGUGGACAGUGCCAAAAGCGACUCGUACGCUUCAGCAAUAACAGCGCACGCAUUGGCACAAGCUAACAGUUCGAAGAGCUUGGAUGCGCUGAACCUGUUGAAAGAUUUAACGGUCACCGAUGCUUCAACUGUGCACUGGAAGACCCCUGCGUCAGUCGAGGAUGAAACGGAAAAUGCCGGUUAUUUGUACGCCACACACCCCAUAGAUGUCGAAGCCACCGCGUAUGCGUUACUGGCGCACUUGGCCAAUGGAAACUGGAACACGUCGCUAAAAAUCGCUUCCUGGUUGAUUUCAAAACAAAAUGCUGAAGGCGGAUUCUUUUCGACAGCGGAUACAGUAGUCGCGAUAGAAGCGUUAGCCAAAUUUGCCCAGUUCAUCACCGAUGCCCCAGCGAUUCAAAUCGAUCUCAUGGAUGGCAUUCAAAAGAGGGAUGUGACGAUCUCGCCGGACACAGCGAUGGCCGUUCGUUCCUUGGAAUUUGCACAGAAGCCCACGGAUAUUGCGAUUCAUGCCAGAGGAAGCGGGAUGGCUGUCGCUUACGUAAGCUGGACAUGCAACGUACAGUGACCGAUAGAGGGCUGGACAUUUGACCUCAACGCCACUUUAUCCCGUACCGGAUCCACCAGAGCUAAUCGUCUAAACAUUUGCACCAGAUAUUGGAAAGAUGGCACAAGCAGCCUGGCGCUUGUGGAGGUCAGUGCGCUGCCCGGUUACCAGUUUGACGAAGAAGAGAUCAAACAGCUUUCGCCAGUUGUUAACCCAGCCAGCCAGCCGCCAGCCAGCUGCGGAAAAGCCAGCUGGACAAUAAAGGCAGCCAGCUGAAUUUGUAUUUUGACGAGAUGACUUCGACUGCCAUUUGCUUCAAUUUGACGAUGUACCAGACGUACAAAGUGGAGAAUUUGAAAAACCAAAGCAUUGUAAUUUACGUGAUAGACGAACGGUUUUCUAUAACGCUUUGUGGAAUGGCAUUUAAAGCUGACAAGCUACUAAUAAAGUACAUAGCUUUACCGUUCAUAUAAUUGGUAUACGACCCUUUUCUGGAUGUGAACAACGAUAACAGAUGCUUAAAAUUUUACAUAUGUAUGUAGAAUUAUUUAAGGAGACAUAUUAGUGCAGAAUAUAACCUCAAAACGACUUGCUGCCGCGAUCCCAGAAGACGCAUCUGAGUGUUAUUGUAUCCGCAGAUGUCAAUAACCAGCACAAAAAUUAGCCCAGUGAAAGCUUGAAGUGAAUUUAAUCACCCAUAACGAUUCGUGAGCUUAACUGUUAGUGUUCGUGACCAUAAUCAUAUCGGACAAGGUAAUUUUAAGUAGACG
Paramacrobiotus metropolitanus is the source of this 3007-nucleotide messenger RNA. RefSeq names its product CD109 antigen-like. The transcript has 8 exons. NCBI's taxonomy places the organism in Eukaryota, Metazoa, Tardigrada, Eutardigrada, Parachela, Macrobiotidae. Gene Ontology annotation, molecular function: endopeptidase inhibitor activity. The record is from RefSeq and is a predicted model, not a curated record. The coding region runs from base 777 to 2258 and encodes 493 amino acids.